AUGCCGCAGCCCGAACGAACGCGCUCCACCCCGGCCCGAGCACCGCAGGACCCGGAAACACCAGAGCGGAAGCGGCGAAUCCGACUUCCGAUGCGGGGCGCCUCCAGUGCCGCGGGGCACGCCGGGAGAUGUAGUUCGCAAAGUGAUCCGACAGCCAUAGGGACGGCUGCGUUGGGAGUCCGCCGCAAGUACUACUGCAUCAUGAAGGUGCUCUUCUUCUUGUUCGUCCUGCUGGCCCUGUGUCUGCCUGUGCAGGGAUCCUGGGAGACCUGCGAGACCUGCGGGCUCCGGCCCUUGCAUUCCGACAGCUCUGUCUCAGCGCGCGUUGUUGGUGGCAGAGAUGCCCAGCCAGGAGCCUGGCCAUGGAUUGUUAGUGUGCAGAUGGUCUUUGAGACAGGCGCCGUACACAUCUGCGGAGGGUCCCUCAUCCACCCGCAGUGGGUGCUGACGGCAGCCCACUGCUUCGACAAGAUCCAGAAUGUCCCAGCGUGGCGCGUGGUGGCCGGUAUCAACAACUUGGCUCAUGAGGGCCCUGAGGCCCAAGUGCGUUAUGUGAGGCGGAUCCUGGAUCACAAAGGCUAUAACAACAUCACCAUGGCAAAUGACAUUGCCUUGAUGGAAGUCUACGAGCCUUUCCAGUGCAGCCCCUACGUGCAGCUCGCCUGCGUGCCCGAUUUCUCCCUGCGACUGUGGGAGCUGCGAAACUGCUAUGUUAGCGGCUGGGGGGACACCGUGGCCAAAUCUCGUGAAAUGCCCCCGUCGCUGCAGGAGGCCAACAUGCCCCUUGUGCUGCAGGAGGCCCAGGUCCCCCUUAUCAACACCCAAGUCUGCAACAGCAGUGGGUGGUACCGUGGGGCCAUCCACUCCCACAACGUGUGCGCAGGCUAUCCGCAGGGCGGCAUCGACACCUGCCAGGGGGACAGCGGGGGUCCGCUGGUCUGCCAAGAUCUCCAUGCUGACUACUUCUGGUUGGUGGGAGUGACCAGCUGGGGGAAAGGCUGUGCCAGAGCCCGUCGGCCAGGGGUCUACGCCUCCACUCAGUACUUCCGCCAGUGGAUCCUGAGCCAGAUGGCGAUGCCGUCAUUGGAAGCAGCAGCUGCAACAGCAGAGAGUCAUUUUACCACUGGCUUCAACCCCAUUGAGGCACCCCAGCCAGUUCCUACACCGGCUGCCGCAUCUCCCACCUGCCCGUUCCCUGUGGACAAGCUGAAGGCCUUUUUUGCCCGGCUGCAGGACCUCCUGCAGGUCUUGCGCAGUGGCAAGGGCUGAGGAGCAGGGGGAAGAGGAUGCAGGGCAGGCUGCAUGGUGCCACCACCAUGUCCUUCUGGGGCAGUGCCUGCUGCUCUGAAGGCAGCCUCACGUUCCCAGACCUGGUUGGUCCUGCCCACGCUCCUCAGACCACCCAUCAAUAAAUGUGUUUGUUUGCAAUGUGCUUGGAUUCCAUUUUAUUGUAUUCUAUGAUUGUACU
This is a messenger RNA of Cuculus canorus (common cuckoo), 1468 nucleotides long. Its product is annotated as acrosin-like. Gene Ontology annotation, biological process: proteolysis; acrosome reaction. The record is from RefSeq and is a predicted model, not a curated record. NCBI's taxonomy places the organism in Eukaryota, Metazoa, Chordata, Aves, Cuculiformes, Cuculidae. Gene Ontology annotation, molecular function: serine-type endopeptidase activity. The coding region runs from base 1 to 1269 and encodes 422 amino acids. The transcript is spliced from 6 exons.